AUGAAUGAAGAUAUACUUUCGUUCCUGUUUAAGUACCCCAUUAGCAAAUUAACAGCGGCCGAAUCAGCUCAGGUUGAAAUGCUAAUAACCACUCUAAUUACUCAGAAACCUGUACUAAGAGCUUCGGAUAUAUUCACUGUUGGAACGAGACUACUAGCAGCAGUAUAUCUCUGGAACAGUUGUGACCUACGUACUCGUAGCUCUACAAUUCCAAGCGUCUUGGACGAAAUAAAUCAGCAAAAACAAAAGAUGUACAUAAGCACAGAGCACAUGAUGUUAGACGCAGUAAAACAAGUAGAAAAAGAACCCCCCAAGUCAAAAAAUAAAAUCUGCUUUUGCAAAUCAAUUUCACCCGUCCUUACAGUUUGCAGAUUCGUGGGGAUCUUCCCUGGCACUUGGACACACAAAGAUGGUAACUGUGUCUACGAAAAAUCAUGGUUUUGGAUGACGUACUCCAUAUUUAUUUACAUGUUGUACAUUUUUCAGUUAUUACAGUCUGUGGACUUUCCUAAGCUCACCUCCAGGAAAUCCCUGCCGAUUUUUCUGGAUGAUAUUACAGACGCCAUAUAUGGUAUCUACGUUAUUAUACUAGCCGUCACAUGCUUUGUGAGGUUUCCAAAAUGGUUGACGACUUUAAAUAAGUUGACUGUCCUGCUUAAGGAUGGUUUGUACUGUCAGUCAGCCAAGCAAGUAGUACUCAAGUUGCAGUACUGUUUUGUGUGCACUCAAAUACUAGCUUUGACCCUGCUGAGUUCUGUUUUGGCUUACCUACAUUACUCUGAUCACUACAAAACGAAUUUUGACUUUAGAAUCCUCAUAAAUAAAGGCAUACAAAUUGUUCCGUUUGUCCUGUAUCUGCAGUUUUUUACGAUUGUCGCGGUGUUCAUAGGAGUUUUGGGCUGCUUUGAAAAGCUCACUAUGAGCUGUCUUAAGUACACCCCUGUUCACCCCAUGAAGGGUAUCGAUGAAUCCAACAAUGUCAAGGACUUUUUCGGGUUUAUAAACUACGAAGUCUGCAAGCAAAAACACCUUUGCAACGGAAGAUUACUCAAACUUCCACCACCUCAGGUAGUGGAACAUUUGAGAAUUCUUCACGAGGAAAUCAGUCUCAGCACCUAUGACAUGAACAGCUGUUUCAACCCACAGUUCUUGAUACAUGCUGUUGUGGAAUUGACCGUUUUAAUCAUAACUUGGUAUGCCGUUAUAGCUUACAUCGCAUACGAUUUCAAAUCGCCCUAUGCUAAAACCAUACAAAUUUUGAACUGCGGAUUUGUAACCAUGCACACACUAGGAUUGUUCUUGUUUUUGAAGAACGCCCAGGAACUCAAGAAUAUGGUACGUAUAUAG
This is a messenger RNA of Brassicogethes aeneus, 1347 nucleotides long. NCBI's taxonomy places the organism in Eukaryota, Metazoa, Arthropoda, Insecta, Coleoptera, Nitidulidae. The record is from the annotation of a GenBank genome assembly.